AUGUCAUCACCAACAAACUCUUCUUGUUUCCGGCGACCAUUUUCCGUUACUUCCACCAUGAUCACCGCCGGCUGCCGGCAAAGAUUCCUUCUCCGGGCACUUUUUUCCGGCGUUCUGUUUUUUCUUGCAAGACAACUUUACCUCAUUUCCACCACCACCACAACCGUCACCACCACCACAGCCACCACCACCGGAAACUUCUACACUUUCGAAGCCGAAAUCGACGAAAAACUAGUAAACUACUACUCGAAAACCUUCCAAGAUUUGAUGGAAAACCGAUAUUUAACCGAUGAAUCAAGAACUCUCACCAUUGGAACCCAAAUGAUACAAUAUACAACAGCAUUGAAACAAAUGGGUUUCAAGAACCCGAAAUCGACUAAAAAGAUCGUUUUUCUUCCGUUUACAAACGAUACAUUCGAUUUCCAGUUUUCGAGUCACACGGGUCUUGAUUGCUCUGCAGACCCAGGUCAGUUUUCGUCCGAAUUAACAAGAACUUUGAAAAAUGAAGGCUUUCUUGUGAUCCAUACAGAAUCUAAUGAUUCGUAUAGUUUGAAUUCGUUAUUGGAUUUAUUCGAUUCGUUUAGAUUGAUUCGAGUUAGGGAAAUUGGGGUUCAACAUUGGACAAUUCCGGGUAUUCGAGAAAUCGUGUUGAAAAAGCAAAAAGGGGUUCACCGGAGAAGAAAGAAUUUAGCCGGAAUUUGUUCAAUUCCCGCUUAUAAAAAGGAAUUGAUAAGAAAUUUGGAACCUUUAAUUGAAAAUGAGCCAUUAAAGCCUUGGAUUGAGUUCAAGAAAAAUUUGAAAAAUAUUAAGUAUCUUAGUACAUUGGUGAAUAUAAGCUUUAAAACGCGAUACGUGUAUAUCGAUGUAGGAUCAAGAAACUAUGGAUCAAGUAUUGGAAAUUGGUUCAAAAAGCAUUACCCAAAACAGAACAAAAUGUUUGAAGUUUUCGCGGUUGAGGCGGAUAAAAGGUUUCAUCAAGAGUAUAAGUCUAAAAAAAAGAUAACCCUUUUGCCAUAUGCAGCUUGGGUAAGAAAUGAGUCAUUAUUUUUUGAAAUUAAUCGGGCCCCGAAUAAUGGAAAUGGAGAGAAAGAGAUAGGAAUGGGUCGUGUUCAAACGGCGCAUACGUCUACUAGUUUUAUGGGGGAUUUGAAUAAGAUUCAAGGGUUUGAUUUUUCGGAUUGGGUGAAGAGUAGUUUUGGGGAAAAAGAUUUUGUGGUGAUGAAGAUGGAUGUUGAAGGGACGGAAUUCGAUUUGGUUAAGAAAAUGGUUGAAACCGGGGCGAUUUGUUUGGUUGAUGAAGUGUUUCUUGAAUGUCAUUAUAAUAGAUGGCAAAGAUGUUGUGAGGGUGAAAGGAGUAGAAAGUAUCAAAAAGUGUAUAAAGAUUGUUUAGAGUUGUUUAGUUCAUUGAGGGAGAAAGGUGUUUUGGUUCAUCAAUGGUUUUGA
Molecule: messenger RNA, 1443 nt
Organism: Erigeron canadensis
Lineage: Eukaryota; Viridiplantae; Streptophyta; Magnoliopsida; Asterales; Asteraceae
Exons: 1
Coding region: 1-1443 (480 amino acids)
Source: RefSeq, a predicted model, not a curated record